Molecule: messenger RNA, 2603 nt
Organism: Carassius carassius (crucian carp)
Lineage: Eukaryota; Metazoa; Chordata; Actinopteri; Cypriniformes; Cyprinidae
Product: kelch-like protein 33
Exons: 4
Coding region: 124-2490 (788 amino acids)
Molecular function (GO): protein binding
Source: RefSeq, a predicted model, not a curated record
UACAGAGUGCAGGAGCGCCGACAAGAGUUAGUGCUGUAAACAGAGAACGAUAAUAAGAAGAAGUAUUUCUAAAACAAGAAUAAAACCCAGACGAGAACAGCAGAGCACUUGAGGCUGGUUUUCAUGGAAUUUACAAGAAAAUAUCUGCCCAUGGAAUGGGAGGAACGCUGGAGAAAAGAGAAAGAGAGCAGGAAAAAGAUAAUAGAAGAAGGUGGAGAGAAGUUUGAGGAGGAGAGCAGGAAGCUAAAAUGGAUCAUGUCCUACAAUGACAGGAGGAUAGGAAUGAAAGAAGGGGCGGUGAAAGAAACAGAGGCUGGUGAUAUGGAGGAAGAUGCACCAAUGCGAAGGUACCAUAGACAAAGUUACCCAAGUGAGAUCGUCCAGACUCUGGAGGAGAUGAAGCAGGAGAAUGUCCUCACUGACCUGAUCAUGAGCACUGAGGAUGGGUUCAGCCUCCACGUUCACUUGCUUGUCAUGGCUGCAGUGAGCUCCGUCAUCCAGCAAAAGCUCCGGGAGAGGGAUGGAGAUGAGAAGGAGAUCUCGCUGAGAUUGGGUCCUGAGGUUAAUGGUUUUGGUUUGGCUGCAGUGGUGGAGCUCGCUUACACUGGAGCCAUCACCGGUCUAAACAAAGACAACAUGACACAGAUCCAGACUACAGCUGUUAGUCUGGGAGCUCAGAGAGUCCUGGAGCUCGUCGAAUUGGAGGAAGAUGGAGGUAACAAGGAAGUAAAACAGAAAAAGGUCUCAGCAGAAGAGCAAAUGAAGGUCAACCUGCAGUCCAUGAAGGACUUAUGGGACAAAAGAGUGGGAUGUGAUGUAGAACUGGUUGCAGAAGGAUCUGUUUUCUGUGCUCACAGAGUGCUCCUGGCAGCCAGCAGCGACUACUUCAGAGGCAUGUUCACCAGCGGUAUGAAGGAGAGCCAGCAGGAGUCUGUGCCUCUGCUGUUAGUUGGAGCCGCUGAGCUCGAGACCCUCCUGCACUGUGCCUACAGCGGCGCUCUUGUGCUCGGAUGGGGCUGCGUGUUCGAACUUGCCUGUACCUCACUCCAGUUCCAAUUUCAGCCCGCCAUCUCACUCUGCCUCAAGUUCCUGGAGCAAGAGAUGGACAUCCACAACUGUCUGGACGUGGCGUCUUUCGCAGAGGCCUACGGGAUGGCUGACUUGCUAGAGCUGGCUGAGGAUUUUGUCCUUAGACACUUCCAAGAAAUAUCUGCCACCCCAAAGUUUCAGGACCUCCCAGCUCAGAAGCUUCUGCAGUUCCUCCGAUGCGACGCGCUGUCCACUCCAUCGGAACUGGCUGUUUUCCGAGCAGUCGUCACUUGGGUGGAUGCGGAUCCCAACGAACGGCUCCCGCAGGCCGAAGAGCUCAUGCGAGCAGUGCGUUUUCCAUUCAUGACCUUCCGGGAAUUUCGAGAGGUUCGUGCUGUGAACCUGAGCAUGGAAUGCAGUGGAGAAGUCGAGGUUGAACUCUACAAAACAGCACUAAAAGAGUUUGGAUUUGGCAUCUCUGAUCGUGUGGCACACCAACGUGUACGUCACCCCAAAGACGCCCUGGUUUUGGUCGGAGGUGAUGAGCUGCAUCCAGACAUGGGUAAACGGCUUCCCAGCAAGCAGCUCUGGUUUGCCAACUCUCUGAGAAGCGGAACAGGCCUCGUGAAGGAGAUUGAGUGGAGAUUGCUGGGUGACAUGCCAGAUCAGGCCAGAUUAAGGCACGGUGUUGGGGUUCUUGACCGUCAACUAUAUGUAGCUGGAGGCUGCCAUUUCUAUGCAAAGUCUGACACCUUGAAAUCUGUUUACAGGUACGACCCUGAGCAAGACCACUGGAAAAGACUGGCAGACCUUCAUGAAUUUAGGAGUAACUUUAUGCUGGUGGUGAGUGGAGACAGUCUGUAUGCUAUUGGAGGAGACAAAGACAUCAACACAAAUCUUGAGAGUGUGGAAAAAUACUCACCAGAAACAGAUACAUGGAGCUUCUGCCAUCCUUUGGACCAAGCCUUGAGCGGUCAUGCUGCCACCGUCUGGGGAGGCGAGAUCUUCAUCUCAGGAGGCUUCAACUGCAAGUACGAAUGCCUGGUGUCCAUGUUCCUCUACCACCCAGAGAGAGGAACCACGUACCUCGCUGAGAUGACCCACGACCGAGCCCAACACUGCAUGGAGAGUCUGAAUAACCGUUUCUAUGUAGCUGGCGGGGUGUGCAACCUCCGAAAGUACUACACCGACCAACUGGUCUGUGAGAUGUACAGUCCUGUAAGUGACAUCUGGACAGUGUUAACUCCUCUCCCAAUUCCCCACGUCGGCGCUGCCUCUGCCAUCCUGGAGGAGAGGCUGUAUAUUCUAGGUGGUUAUUGCCAGGAGGACUAUAGCGAAGCCAGACUCACCCAUCGCUAUGAUCCAGUGAUGCAGAGAUGGGAGAGCAUGGGAAAGAUGCAUGGUGCCGUCACAGAUGUACGUGCAUGCCUCCUCUCUCUGCCUGAUCACAUCAGAAAAUGAGAAUCAGAUGAGCAAAUGUUUGUUAGCUUUAUUUGUGAAACUUGACAAUCUAGUGAGAUACCUUGUUGUCUGCAUAGGAGCUGAGUAUCGGAAAUGUUAACUCAGAAGUGAUU